GUACCAAGCUGGGGCUGGGCUACAGCAGCAUUCAGCCGGCGAGGAGAGGUUGACAGUCGGCUUGUGUAGGGAGGUACGUUCCAUUCACCUUCACCGAGUGGUACCGACGUGACGGCGUGGCCACGGAGACACGGCGGCUGUGUAGUUUUCUUUUCACCUGAUGUUUCCCUCUUAACGGCCGGCCGCCACCAUGACAGAGGAGGAAACUAUCAACGUGAAGGAGGUGGAGAUCAUCAAGGUGAUCUUGGACUUCCUCCACUCCAGGAAGUUGCAUAUCAGCAUGCUGGCGCUGGAGAAGGAGAGUGGCGUCAUCAACGGGCUUUACUCGGACGACAUGCUCUUCCUCAGACAACUGGUGCUUGAUGGCCAGUGGGAUGAGGUUUUGCAAUUCAUUCAGCCUCUGGAAUGUAUGGAGAAGUUUGACAAAAAGAGGUUCCGUUAUAUCGUGCUAAAGCAGAAGUUUCUGGAAGCCCUGUGUGUGAAUAACGCCAUGUCUGCUGAGGAUGAGCCACAGCACUUGGAGUUCACCAUGCAGGAGGCGGUCAAGUGUCUGCACGCCUUGGAGGAGUUCUGCCCCUCAAAGGACGACUACAGCAAACUGUGUCUGCUGCUCACCUUGCCUCGCCUCACAAACCACGCAGAGUUCAAGGACUGGAACCCGAGCACGGCCAGGGUGCAGUGUUUUGAGGAAGCCUGCACCAUGGUGGCAGAGUUUAUCCCCGCCGACCGAAAGCUGAGCGAGGCGGGAUUCAAAGCAAGCGGGGAUCGCCUCUUUCAGCUGCUUCUCAAGGGAGUCCUCUACGAGUGCUGUGUGGAGUUCUGCCAGAGCAAGGCAACGGGGGAGGAGAUCACGGAGAGCGAGGUUCUGCUGGGUGUUGACAUGCUGUGUGGUAACGGCUGCGACGACGUGGACUUGUCUCUUCUGUCGUGGAUGCAGAACUUGGGCCACAGCGUCUUCUCCUGCGCAUUUGAACAGAAGCAGCUCAACAUCCACGUGGACCGCAUAGUUAAACCUGCAAAAACUGGCUACGCCGAUCUGCUCACGCCGCUCAUCAGCAAACUGUCUCCCUACGCAUCCUCCCCGAUGCGCCGGCCCCAGUCGGCCGACACCUACAUGUCACGCUCUUUGAACCCGGCGCUGGACGGGUUGUCCUACGGGCUGUCCGGCCAGGAUAAACGAGCAAGCGGCGGGGAGGUGGCACCGGGUAAAGGUGUCUCUCCUAUGUCUCACUCUUUUGCCAACUUCCACUACCCAGGGGCCGGUGGACAGAGCCUGAGCAGGAGCCUCAUGAUGGAGAGCUCAGACUGCCACAGCAUCUUUGAGGAAUCGCCUGAAACGUCCAGGACGGAGACGCCUGUGGACAAAAUGUUGAAUUCUGGUGAAGCUCAGAUUUCGCGUCCCGCCUCAGCUCCUGGGGAAGAUGCACCAGCUGACUCUGCUGAAAGGAACGAGCUGUGGGACUCCACGGAGAAGUACGAGGAGUUUUAUCGUCAGCGCCUGCGUGUGCAGCAGCACCUGGAGCAGAAGCAGCAGCAGAGGCAGAUGUAUAAGCAGAUGCUGCUGGAGGGAGGAGUGCAGCAGGAGCCACCGCCCGAUGACAUGCAGCACAGCCUCACAGAGAAGUUCCUCAACAAGUCCAUCCAGAAGCUGGAGGAACUAAACCUGGGCAGGGAGAGUUUAGGAGACGAGGUCAAGUCUUUGGCCGAGCAGUGUAACGGCAACCCGCCUUCUUCAGAGUGCAACAACAACCCUCCAUCCUCCACUCCGGAGCACGACAGGAGCCAAAGGAGCGACGUGCUCAGCAGCACACCACAACAGCAAGCAGUGGGAGGCCGUGCAGUCCCAGCCCCGAGUGAAUCCCCCGUCAUCUCACAUAGUGCGCAGAAUCACAAGGCUGGCUCACACGGUGACUCCCCAGGAUCAAUGUCUCGCAGUAAAGAGGGUGACAAGGAAAAAAGCUUGUUUGUGCCAGUACACACUCUAGAAGACACUCAGGCCAUCCGUGCGGUCGCCUUCCACCCCUCAGGGGCGCUCUACGCCGUUGGCUCAAACUCCAAAACGCUUCGAGUCUGCGCUUAUCCAGAAACCCUGAACCCAAGUGGUUCAAGUCCAGUGAAGCAGCCGGUGGUCCGCUUUAAAAGGAACAAACACCACAAAGGGUCCAUCUACUGCGUGGCCUGGAGCCACUGUGGGCAGCUGCUGGCGACAGGAUCCAACGACAAAUAUGUCAAAGUUCUUCCUUUUAGUGCGGAGACAUGCAACGCUACAGGCCCAGACUUGGAGUUCAGUAUGCACGACGGCACCAUCCGGGACUUGGCCUUCAUGGAGGGCCCAGAAAGCGGCGGCGCCAUCUUGAUCAGUGCUGGUGCAGGAGAUUGUAACAUCUACACCACCGACUGUCAGCGAGGACAAGGCCUGCACGCCCUGAGUGGACACACAGGUCACAUCCUGUCUCUCUACACCUGGGGAGGAUGGAUGAUAGCGUCGGGCUCCCAAGAUAAGACGGUGCGCUUCUGGGACAUCAGAGUGCCCAGCUGUGUGCGAGUGGUGGGCACCGCCUUCCACGGCUCCGGCAGUCCCGUCGCCUCGGUGGCAGUUGACCCGAGCGGGCGUCUCCUGUCGACAGGACAGGAGGACAGCGCCUGCAUGCUGUACGACAUCAGAGGCGGGCGCAUCGUGCAGGUGUAUCGGCCUCACAGCAGCGACGUGCGCUCAGUCAGGUUCUCGCCCGGUGCACAUUACCUGCUCACGGGGUCCUACGACGCCAAGGUGGUGGUCACCAACCUGCAAGGUGACCUGACCAAGCAGCUGCCUCUGACUGUGGUGGGCGAGCACGGUGACAAGGUGAUCCAGUGUCGAUGGCACACCGACGACCUGUCCUUUCUGUCAUCCUCCGCCGACCGCACCGUCACACUGUGGACUCACAACCCAUAAGUACACACACACACACAACCCAUAAUUACACGUACACACCCGUUUGAACACACAACUGCUUCUGGAUCUCACCCAACACAUGAAAAGCACAUGUUGCACACUGCAUCUGUUGUCACGGCAACAGGCACAAAACACUGGAGCGCUCAUCACUGGGUCACACACACACAUACAUUUUGAGCCACACACAUUAUUAGACUCACACAAAUGCACACACAUACAUUUUGAGAAUCACACACACACACACGUCACAACAGGUUGCAUGUGCGUUGAACAAACAGGACCGAGCUUUUUUCCGUCAUCACGGUGCCUUUCUUCAAAUUAUUUUAAUGCCACAUUCCAUCUUGAUGUUCCGCUUCCGCCGGCUGCUUUGGUUUGGGACUGGUGUUAAGUCCCUCUCUUAAUCCACAACAGCCUUUCUAACUCCGCUGUUGCUCUUUCAAAUGUUUCAAAAGUGAAUAAUCAGUGUUGUUUUCUCUUCUAAGCCAUUGCAAUGACAGAUUGUGUUUAAAGGGAAUGCAGUUUUUUGCUGCUGUUCUAAGGUAAAACCAGUAGGGGGCAGUAGUUAAAUUGUAUGCACAGGCAAUGGAAUUGUUCACAUAUUUAUUUUACAGCCAGUA
Molecule: messenger RNA, 3552 nt
Organism: Nerophis lumbriciformis (worm pipefish)
Lineage: Eukaryota; Metazoa; Chordata; Actinopteri; Syngnathiformes; Syngnathidae
Gene: wdr47a
Product: WD repeat domain 47a
Molecular function (GO): protein binding
Source: RefSeq, a predicted model, not a curated record